Messenger RNA from Chelonus insularis, 14127 nucleotides. RefSeq names its product DNA polymerase zeta catalytic subunit (gene DNApol-zeta). The record is from RefSeq and is a predicted model, not a curated record. Bases 505 to 12783 code for a protein of 4092 amino acids. The transcript has 13 exons. Gene Ontology annotation, molecular function: DNA binding; DNA-directed DNA polymerase activity; nucleotide binding. Gene Ontology annotation, cellular component: zeta DNA polymerase complex; nucleus. NCBI's taxonomy places the organism in Eukaryota, Metazoa, Arthropoda, Insecta, Hymenoptera, Braconidae. Gene Ontology annotation, biological process: double-strand break repair via homologous recombination; error-prone translesion synthesis.
AACAUAGUCGUGAACGGAAUACGAUAGGUAGAUGGUUGCUGUUCCCGUCACAAAAGUGUAUGCAAGCACGCGAGACAGAAGUAAAGCGGAUAAAGCAGGAAGAGUGAGAGAAGAAGGGUGUAACAGAGAUAGAUAGUGAGAAAGAAGUAUCAGUGUGUGAGGAGGUGAGGAAAAAAAUCAACGGUGUGUUGAGGCUAGAUGCCGAGGGAAGUUGUGCGUCUCAUGUUAAGUGUAAGUUGUAUUUAGUGAUUCCGGAGAAAUUUGUAUCCAUUAGAGAAUUGUAUAGAGAGGAUCGCUUACACAUCACCGGCUCUGAAGUGUGAACAAUGUCAGUCUGAGCAGUACUCUUUGAGGAAAUACUAUCCAUCCUGAGUUUUCUCGCGCGCUCUCGUGUUGAUUUUACGUCGUACGACGAAUAUUGUGUAAUUUCAUGAUCACUUUUCGUCUAAUGAAUCGCAUUAGACGUGGAGUCAUGCCAAUAAGAUAGUAAAUAGAUACUAACCAAUGUUUUCCGUACGUUUGGUUAGUGCGGACAGCUAUCAGGCAACGCCAUUGCCUCAGCUGGAUCCAACGUUUUCGGAGUUUCGUGGAGCAGAGAUCAAGUACGUGCCUAUAGUUCGUGUGUUUGGCACUACUCCAACAGGUGAUAAAACAUGUUUACACCUACAUGGAGCAUUCCCAUAUAUGUAUGUGCCAUGUACUGGAGAAGAUAACGCUGAUGGGUUUGCCUACAGACUUGCUGCAUCUUUGGAUGCAGCGAUCAAUAUAUCCUUAGGAUCGGCGAACUCCAACACUCAGCAUGUUUAUCAAGUACAAAGAAUAGCUGGAAUACCAUUUUAUGGAUAUCACAAGAGAGAACAUCAAUUCUUCAAGGUGUCCUUUUAUAAUCCAGCAAUAAUGAAAAAAGCAAUUGAUUUACUUCAAAAUGGUUCAGUGCUAAAUCAAAGCUUGCAACCUUACGAAGCACAUAUUCCAUUUAUCCUUCAAUUUAUGAUGGAUUAUAAUGUUCAUGGAAUGUCCAUGAUCAAUUUAUCAAGUGUAAAAUACCGACGUUCUACGCAAUCUCUUUCGGAGUUGAAGUCAUCAAAUGACAGCAUAAUUACGCCGGUCGAUGAACUUGACUAUCUUCCGUCGUCUGUUGAACGUCAGAGUAUAUGUAAAUUAGAAGUAGAUGCUCGAGUUUCUGAUAUUUUAAACAGAAAAGAUUUAGAGAAAGGUAUGGAGUUAAAUCCGGGACUUGCAGCAAUUUGGGAAGAAGAACGAGCGAGAAGAGCACAAGCUGGACUUCCGUGUGAUGAUUCUCAGCUCGUUAAUCCAAAAAGUCCAACAAGACCACCGUAUUGUCCAACUGAUAGUGAUGUGUAUCAAGAGCAAAGGUUAAACCGUAGACUACAAAUGAUAUCGCAAAGUGAUGAAACAUCACUUUCGACAACUUUCAACACUACAGUGUAUCCCGCAGAGGUUCAAGACAAUGAUCAGUUGAUGAAUGCAUCUAACUUGGGAACUUUUAGCGGUCAAAACUUGAACAAGACUCAACAUACUGACGAAGUUACAAGUUUCAAAUCUUUGGGUUUCUCACAAGAAUCGAAAAAUUCCCAAAUGACUAACGAAAGCAGUAUUUUGGAUUCCGAAGAUUUGCCGUUGGUGGAUAUACUGAUGGGUCUUGCUCGAGAUUCUGAAAAGUCAGAGUGUAUUGAUAAUGAUAGUAUUUUGGGUACCCAAACACCGGUAUUUUGUAAUCAAGAUAAUAAAAGUGAUAAUGAAGAUGACGAAACUAUUGACUUUAAUCUCACGUGCUUGGAAUUAAAUUCUUUAAGCCCUUGGGAGAGUGUUGAAAAGUCGCCUAGUCAGCUUGUUCCGGCAAACAUUUUAGACAUAAAUAGUAAAGCAACAGAAGUGAAUCUCAGUGAAAAUCGUGAUACUGAUGCUGAAAGUCGAGACUCAGAAGAAUCACGUUUACCACAAUUAGAUGGCGCGGGUGAUUUACUGUCCAGUUUCUUAGAAUCUGAAGAAGAAGAAAAUGUUAAAUUUCAAGAAGUCAAAAGAGUGCCUGAGUGUGAAACAUCGUAUUUAGAUUUUGAUAGGAUGCGAGUUUUAAAUACAAGAAUGUCGUGUACUGAUGAAGAAGCUUUUAUUGAAGAAUUAGCAUCUUCAGAGUCUAGUAAGUCUGAUAGACAUUCGGAUUAUUCCCCAACGUCUCCAGACGUUCCUUGGCCAUCAUUCUUACCAACAGAAUCAACCGUCGAUCAGUAUGCACUAAUGGACUAUAUCCCUUUAGGCUCUGAAUUUGAAACUGACUAUGAAAACGUUUUGAGUUUAGAUAGGGUGCUCUCAAAUACUGCUGACUCAACAAUAGGAACUAAUUUGCCAGUUGAAAGCGAGAGUGUCCCUUUGGAUAUCCCUUUGGAAAUGGUGCUAAAUGGUGAUCCGUGCUUCACUCAAACAGCGGAAAUGGAUAAGUCUGAUCUAACUGAACUUCAGGACCAAUAUGCUAGUCUUUUAGGCAGUGCACUUGUUCCAGACAUUUAUAACAACUUUCGUGACAGUGAUAGUGUAAAUAAUAAAAACUCUUUGUUAGAAUUAAAAGAGAAGUGCGAUCAAAUGUCUCCAAAUGUUCAAAACCUUCGACUUUUACGGGAUGAAAAAGUUUGUAAUUUAUCAUCUGAAAAUGUUGCACCCAAUAUUCAAGAGCCUGAUGCCAAAGUUUAUAAAAAUAAAUAUAACGACUGUAAAGACUUCAGUAGACUUCAUAAUGACAAUUCCGAUUAUAAUUGUAAUUUAGUGGCAAGAUGGGAAGAAUUGCAGGAUUUGCAAUUUAUUCCAAAACGAAUACUGAAGAGGAAACGUUUUAUGAGGUCAAGGAAGCGAAUUUUAAGACGUUGUCCUGCGUUAAGUGACUCUAUGAUAGCUCGAAAGAGAGGUUGCUUCAGGCGAGGAUCAGCAAAUUUAGCCAACAGAAUAUUCUCAAGAGAAAACAGUGCUGCACACAUUCCUGGUGACUUGUCAGAUACUUUACGAGAUUCUUUGCCAUCAGAAAUCGACGAAAAACCUUUAUUACCUGCACAAAAUGAUAAAAUAACUCCAACUGAUCAUAUUGAUACAACUGGUGAUGCGUUGAAAGUAUUUAUUGAUGAUUCUUGGAAAAUAGAUAACAGAACUGAUAAUUUUCCUUAUGUAUCAUCUUAUGAUAUCAAUGAAAAGUCUGAUAGUAAAUCUCCUACUUCAAUAGAAAAUGAUUUUUCACAGAACAUCUUGCGAGAUUUUUUCCCGAGUGACCCUAUGACUGAUGUAAGAAGUACAUUACCUGGAGUUCAGUAUUCUGCAUAUCCUCUGGGAGAAAAUGAAAACUUGGUCACUCCAAUACUUGAGGAUUUUGGAGAGUUAGUAGAUGUACCAAUUGAACAAAAUGCUGUUUCAGACUUGAAAUACCAAUCGCAUUACUCUUCCAUAAGAUCACAUAGUGGUAUACCAUUUGGAUUAUUUAAUCAUCGUCAUUGUCGUUAUUCGUUUAUUCGAUCGACCUUUGUCCAAGAUUAUUUAUUUACGAAUGACUCAGUAUGGGUAGUUGAAAAACGUAAAAGGGGAGGUUGUGCACGACCUUUAUCAUCAACAACGUGUACCAAACACUGUCGUUUACCAUUUGUGCUGUUGGAUAAGCUAAAUGUGAUGGAUAAAAAAGUGAAUACCAAAUUUGUACCAGUUUGUAGUGAUAAAAUUGAAGAUGUGGGUGAGAAUAGUGAUUUUGAAAACACUUGUGAUAAUAGUGGUAAUGGAAAUUUACUGUCGAUAGAAACAGAUGUUUCAAUAGACGGGAAAUUAGAUAUUCAGAAUGAAAUUGAUACAGAUCUAGCAAAUAAUGUAUUUGAUGAUAAAGAAUUAUCAGGUGUUGAUGAUUUAACGUUUACACAAUCAGCACAAAUAUCAUCUACGCAAAAUCAUGAUCAAUUGGAUUUAAGAAAAAAUGAUGGGCCUGUGAUUAUAAAACGAGUAUUUGAAGAAAUGUCUCAAGAUGGUAGCGCUUGUAAGAAAAAACGAUCAAUUAUACUAAAACUGGGAAACAGAAGUUCUAUGCCAAUAAAAGAAAAAAAUGAAAAUCAUUUGGUUGAAACUUUUAACGAGAACUUUGUUCAGUCUCGUGGAGAAAAGAAAAAGCGAGGAAGACCAAAGAGGAUAAGAGCAUUUAAUAAAAGAACGAUGACAGAAAGUUUUAGUGAGAAACCGAAGAUACAUAAAAGAAGGGAUUCUGAUCUUUUGUUAAUGCCCCCUACAAUAGCAACAGAGAAACCUUGCUUACGCAAUCAAAUAAUUAAUAAUACCUCCAUUAAAAUUGGUAAAGAAGUGACUGACAGUACUAUAGUAAAUGGAGAAUCUAAUAUUAUUUCUUCUUCUCAAUCCGAGUCAUCAUCCUCUCAUAAACGACCUGAGAUUUGGUGUUCAAUAAAUAAAAAGAACAUUGACUUGAGUCUUUUAGCAUUGAAAUCCCAUGAUAAAAAUCCUUAUAUAAAUUCAACAACAAAAUUACGAUCAAAACCAAUUGUUAUAAGACGCGUUGAGACAUUAUCAGAUAAAUACAAGAUAAAAAUUUCACCACCAAAAUUGUAUUUACCUGAAUAUCAUUAUGAAGCUGCUGAAGUUGAUACAACGUCGGAAGAAACUCUAUCAGAACUUGUAUUUAAUCAAACAUCUGAAGAAAAGGAAAAGCCGUCGUAUACCUCUAAAGAUCAUAUUUCUAGUGUUUCAAAAGUUCAACGAUUUAGUGACUUUGAUGAUUCAACUCUUGAUCUGUGUGAUUCUAUUUACAAAGAUGAUGUGGGAUCUAAUGAUAUAUUUGAGAAUGCGGAGUCUAUUGCAGAAAAUAGAAUUUCUAUAACUGAUUGCGCCAAUAGUGAUGAAUCACAACAAUAUACUCCUGUUGUUGGGGAAACAACUUUUUAUGCCAAUAAAAAUUACACAAUUGAUGCAAUUAGUCAAGAAAUACCUCAAUGUCUCUUUGAAGAAGAUUCUAUCACAGAAAAUUUACAGAAAAAAUUGUUAGAACCAUUUAUUGAAAGUUCUUUGAAUCAGAUGGAGCCUAAACAAAUUCAAGUAUUUGAUAAAAUUGAUCACAUUGUGAUGGAUAACGAAUCGAAUGGUGGUUGUGAGUUAAAUACUAAUUUAAAUGAACUCAAUACUUGUUCCAACAACAUGUUUAUUAAUAAUUCAUUAAUUAAUGUCACAGAAUUAAACAGUUAUUUAUCGGAGUCCGAUGAAAUUGAAGAAUUUACACCUCCAAGCUCAUCAAAAAUUUCCCGAUUAAUCAAUAAUAGAAGUCCACUACAUGAAUACGAUUCUAGUUUGUCAAGGCCUUCGUCACCAGAUGUGGACAGUUUAUCGAGUUGUUCUGAUUAUUGUGAUCAAAAACGAAACUUUGAUGAGGAAGAAAAAAUUAGCCAAAUGAUUGAAUCAAUGCUUGUUUUAACUGACGAUGAAGAAAAUAAUAUAGAUGAUAUAUUUGAUAACGCCUAUUUAGCUGGGUUAUCAGAGAAUGAUGAUUCAUCUGAUAUACAUGAUGAGAUGAACAGAAAGGAUAAUUUAGGAUGUAAUAAUGUUAAUAAAAACUCAAUAACAUCAAAAUCGAAAUAUUCACCAAAUAAAAUUUCCAUUAUUCGUAAAAUUUAUUUACCUAAAACAAAAUUGUCACAUAAAGUGCUUUCUAAAGAACGAAUUAGUCGUCAAAAUACAAAUGGUUAUGUAGACAAAUGUAAAAAUACAACAACAAAAGAAAACGUUGAUGAUGAUGUAGAUGAUAUGAAUAGUUUAUCCGAUACAAAACAAUUAAAUUCAUUUGAUUCAAAUGUCGAGGUCAUUAAUAAUAAUCUUAAUACUAUUUUUGGAACAAAAGAUUUAGACAGUAUUGAAUGUAAUGAGGACCGACUUAAACUUGAACAGAAUAAUGAAAAUCUACUUAAUGAAACAUACGAAAGCAUAAAGAGCCCUACAGACAGUCAAAUCUCUUCAGCUCAUGAAAAUAAUGGUGAUGAUAAUAGAACGGUGAAUACUAAAAAUGCUUGCUCAGAAAACAGUACGGAAAAUGAAAUUGAAAAUGAAAGAAAAAGUACACCUAUUCACACAUUUGAAGAUGUUAUUACUCUACAAGAUCCAGAAUCAUUCACAGGCCUAGAAAUAACUGUUGAAACAACGACAACAUCUUCAGAUGAUGAAAAUAUAUCAAAUACAAAUGAAUGUUAUUCAAAUGUUUUAAUCGAUAACCAACAAUCUCAAUGUAACGAAGGAAUCAAUCAAAAGAGCAAUGGGUCAAAUAAUAAUGUAAUUAUCAUUCAAUCUAAUGAUAUAAACAUUGAGACUAAUAUCGUUGAUUCACUAGAAAACUGCGCAAGUGUUAAAUCCGACGAAAAUAUUGUGAAUGUACUUGAUUGUGAAUCGGACUGUAAUAUUAAAGACAAUGAUGAUAGUAUUGAAACUGGUGAAAAAUUAGAAAGUAGUGAAAUAACAGUAAAGCCAACUGAGCUGACGGAAAAUCAAAUUACCAUAUUGAAUGAACCGGAAAAAGUUGAAAGAGUUGAAGUGCAUGCAGAAAUUGAAGUAUCUUAUGAGGAAAAUGUUGGAAUAAGUGCAGUAAACUCUGACAACACUUUAAAUGUUUUGCAAGCUGAUCAAAAUCAUGAAGAGUUUAAAAGCGAUAAUCACAGUGUUGAGUUACCCGAGUUGAAAAUUCAAGAUAAGAAUGUAACUGACUCUCACGAAAUACUUGCAUUAAAUGAAAGAGUAUCGUUUAUUCAUGAGAACGAAAAUAUAUCAGCAGACGUGAAAGAAAUGUCACAACAAUUCGAAGAUAAAUUGGAUAGUGUGAGUGAAAAAAAUAUGGAGUGCAUUAACAAUAAUUUUGAAAGUAAUUUACAGUACGAAGUAAUAGAAUCAGAUCAAGUAAAUAAUACAGAAGAAUUAAUGAAAAAUGCGGAUAAUGUUUUCAGUGACGAUUUGAUGAAAUCAGCGUUUGAUUGUAAAAAAGUGUCAGUUCGACUAGUGAGAAUGGAUGUCAAUGGUUUGAACCACUACUUGGGUAAUAAUAGAGGUGUUGAACUGGGUAUUUCUAUCGAUUCAAAUGGUAUGAAUUCGAAAAAAGAAGAUAAGGUGAGAAAAUCUACAAUGAAUAAGUCUGUUACGUUUAGUGAAGAAGUGUUAGUGUUUGAACUUAACGAAAAAGUUCCUUUAAUAGAUUUUGAAGCACGGGAAAGAGAAGAAGAAGAACAAGAAAGAGCGGCGGCGGCAGCAGCACUAGAAGAAAACAAUGAGAUUCAAAUAGAAGAUAAUGAUGAUGAAUUUAAUGAUGAUACAUUUGAUUACAACGAUGAAUUGCAAAAAAGUGAAAAACAAAUUACUAAUUCAGUUGAAGAUGAGUACGAAUCAAUUGUUAAACUUAAUCCAAUAAUUACUUUAGAUAAAAAUGAAUGUAGUUUAUUGUAUGAGGCUACCAAAAAAGAUGAUACUUUCAACAACAAUUCCUCUAAUCUUAAUAAGUUAUCACAUUUAAAUGGUGUGGUAAAUACGAAGCAAAAUGAAGUGCCGGAAAGUGAAAUGAAAAAAAGAAAAAGAGUAAAAUCAACAAGCAAGGAAAUGAAUUCGAAUAAAACAAUCUUAAAGAAAAAAAUAGCGACGGUAGAGUGUGUAAAAAAGUUGAAUCAAGAAAGGAAAUUCAAUGUAAGUGAAUAUAAUAGUGUCGUUAGUAAUGAACGUGCUCUUAGAGACCAGUAUACUGAGGAAAUGCAUAUUUCAUCGAUUAAUAAAGUAGACAAGAAAGUGAAGGAUAUUCUAACUAAAGAUAAAUCUUCACUAGUGAUGGAAAGACGAACAAACAAGAAACAACGCCCAAUCAAGGGAGAUUACAAUAAAUCUCCCAUGGAUGAGUCCACAAUAAGAAGAACAGAACUAGCAUGCAAACGCAAGCGAAACGUUCUACCGAAGCAAACUCAAUUAAAUUUAAAUACAACGCAAAAUGAUAUUGCUUUUGUUAAUUCAUCAUUGCAGGAAGUUUGCGAGCGAAAGCCUGAGGAUAAUAAUCGACUUCUACACACGUACCGGAUGUUAACGAGCUAUAGAAACAAAGUUCACACGUUAAGUAUUGACCAAAGAAUGGUAUUUACGAGGGUAACAAUCAGUAAUCAAGAGUUUCAUAGGAAGACGGUGAAAGAAGAAUUUUUAGAAGGUAUUGGACUGUAUCCGUUGAAGUCUAGAGGAUGUGGCUGGCAACCGGAACACACUAUCACUGGUUUUAUUCAGCUUGAACAACCCCGUAUAAUCCUGCAGAGACUUACCCCCAGUGUGUUAAAACGCUAUGGCUACACUCGAAGGUUUAAGAGCAAUAGAUUAGGCAAGAGAUUCAAGAUGGACGCGAAUCGAUUUACUAUACCAGCGUACGACGGCGCGGCGGAUUUAAGCUCUAGUGAUUCCGAACCGGAUACGGAUAUGACUCUAGAGAGUCUAGAGAAACGAGUCUGUGUCUACAGACGUCGUAGAAGUACUGAACGUGAGGCUGUUGUAACUCCAAGAAAACGGAAGGGUAUUCAUGAUGAGAAUGAUGCGGUAGAGAGUAAGCGUAGCACCCCAAAACGAGGUAUCGUGUCAUUACGAAAUUCUUGUUGUUCUCCUAAUAGAACAAAUAUGCUGAAGAGUCCUGGUUUAUCAAAAAAUUAUUCACCAUUAAAAAUAAUUGUCACAUCGCCUAAGGUAUAUGGAGACGUGCCAACCGAUUCUUAUCAGUCACGGGACGAUAGUCAUCACGUUGACGAUACAAACUCUGCGAUUUCAAUCAGCGUCACGCCGAGGAGACGGACAGCACUUCAUGAAAAUUUGCUUCGUGGUCGUAUUACUUCGUCUUUGUCUGCUAAUCAACAAGGAAGUAAUGGUGGGGUCAAAAAGACUGCUAGACAACAACUGUUGGGUGAGUUGAACAUAUUAGAUAUUCCUAGUACAAGCUCCUGUGAUGUAGAAAGCAUUUUUCCUACUUCAGUUGACGAAUAUCCCUGUGUAAAUAAAAGUCAAGAUAUAUUGUCUAAUAUCAAGGACACUACAAACGUUCGGAAGAAUUUAUUUCCCUCUAUUGAGAAUAAUCUGCGCAUCGCCGAGAUUUCAUGCUGUGCAACGGAAGAGCAGCAUAAAGAUCACAUUCAUAAAGUUUCGGAUCAGCAAAAUGAUAAAGAUGAGCUAGUUGAGUCUAGCGACGAUGAAAAUACAGUCAUAUUUGAGAAAAGUAGCCGAGAUUUUGAGUUAAAAUAUUCACCUUCUUCACCAAACGAAGAACAUGUCGAUAAUGAUAAUGAUGAUUUAUGUAAUGUUACCUUUACUCAAUACUUGAGUUCACAGCUUACAAAACAGCCAACUUCAUCAACAAAUAAUUGGAGUCAAAGUUCAUUAUCUCAACGAUUAUGCAUAAUUACUCCUAAAUUUAAUCCACCAACUACUCAAAGAAUUAUUGACACAAUGGAAUUGUAUAAAAUACCAAAGUGCAGAAAUUUACAACCAUUUUUUAGUGUACAAAGUGAUGCGCCUGGACAGAAAGAACUUGCACACAGGAUGUUGAAAGUACCUGGAAAAGGUCUAGCUGAUCUACUUGUUUUUAAAUCCAGCGUGGAAAAUAUUACAGGCAUCAAUCGCUGGAGAAGGAUGAAAGUUAAUGAGUUUCCGUCAAGCCAAGUGUUUAAAUCGAGUAAUAUACGACAAAGUCUUGCAGGUCAUUCAUCCGUUGUUAUUACACCUAUAGUACUACCACCUUCGUCAAAAAACGUGAUAAAAUGGGUCAGAGCACGAAACUACCUUAAAAAGAAAAAAGAACAAGACGAAGCAAAAGAGAAAACUGAAGUUAAAGCACAAGAAGAAAAACUCAAUAAGGCUCUAAUCGAGCGAGGAGAAGCGAGUGAGGAUUCUUCUGACUGUAGUAUCAUUGAACCGUCUCCGGAAAAAAUAGUUGAAUCGAAUUUGUCCAAAGUUUUAGGCCUGAGGUCGGGAACCAUAUCGAAGAAACUUUUCUCAAAUAACACAAGGGGUGUAGGGAAACCAUUUGAUUCAGUUAUAGAACAGAAGAGUCCAAAUAACUCACUUUCUACUGGUAGUUCUAACGUAACCGGAGAAGCUGCUCCCUCUCUAUUUAGUAUACUUGAAAAAUCAAACUUAUUUAAGGAGGAUGAAGUAUCAAAGCAUUUGGGUAUAUCCUGUGGUCAAAUUGAAUGUUUAACUAAUCCCAACAGAAGCAAUGCAUCGAAUGAAAAUAGACAAAAAGCCAAAACAUUAAUAACUUAUCAAUUUAUUACCAUUUUGUGUGUGGAAGUUCACGUCGUAACUCGCCAAGAUUUACUACCGGAUCCACAACACGAUUCUAUUUCUGCGCUGUUUUAUGCUGUACAAAGUGACGUACCACCAACGUCAAAUAUAAAACCACUGGAACAUGGUGUGAUUGCUGUUGCUGAUCAAAGUGAAAGUAAACUCGGAUACACUUAUGGCUCUUCUCUGCCUUUUACAUUGACAGUCGUUGCUAACGAAGAAGAACUUUUCAACGCCUUCAUCGAUUUAGUUACCCGUAUUGAUCCCGAGAUAUUUAUCGGAUGGGAAAUAGAAUCUUUAUCCUGGGGAUACAUUUUCCAACGAGCUUCACGGCUUGGUAUCAAUUUAUCUAAGCGGAUUUCACGGAUCCCGAGUGUUCAGUGUAAAUGGGAAACCCAAGAAGUAGAUUUAGAUGCAUUGGCAGAAAUGAAGCUUCCAGGCCGCAUAGUCCUUGAUAUUUGGCGAAUAAUGAGAGGGGAAAUCUCUUUGUUAACUUAUACUUUUGAAAAUGUUAUGUAUCAUGUGAUGAACGAGAGGUUUCCGUGUCCAUCAUUCAAAGCUUUAACUACAUGGUGGGAGGCCAAACAAACACAAACACGGUGGAAAGUAGUUCAACAUUAUAGUACCAAAGUUUUGGGUGUUUUGAGAAUUCUGGAACAAUUAGAUAUAAUUGGGCGAACGAGUGAACACGCUCGUCUAUUUGGAAUUCAAUUUUAUGAAGUUUUUUCCCGUGGCUCGCAGUACCGAGUUGAAUCAAUAAUGCUAAGGCUUGCUAAACCGUUAAAUUAUAUCCCUGUAUCACCAUCUCCACUGCAAAGAGCUAGGAUGAGAGCAAUGGAAGCACUUCCUUUAAUUAUGGAACCGGAAUCUAUGUUCUAUAGUGAUCCUGUAAUAGUUCUGGAUUUUCAAAGUUUAUAUCCCAGUAUUAUUAUCGCUCAUAAUUAUUGCUUUUCUACAUGUCUAGGACGUAUUGAGCAUAUUGGGCAAUCAGAACCUUAUGAAUUUGGCGCUCAUGUAUUAAGGAUAAAUAAAAGUACUGCUAUGAAGCUUCAAGGUAAAGUUAAUUAUGCACCUUGUGGUGUAGCUUUUGUUAAACCUGAAGUACGUCUCGGCAUUUUGCCAAGAAUGCUAAUGGAAAUAUUGGAAACACGUUUUAUGGUGAAGAAAGCAAUGAAAGAUCACUCCAAGGAUGAUAAAUUGCUCCAACGAGUUCUACAUUCACGGCAACAUGGACUCAAAUAUCUAGCCAACGUUACCUACGGUUAUACAGCUGCUAAUUUUAGUGGAAGAAUGCCAUGCAUUGAGCUAGGAGAUAGUGUUAUAAGUAAGGCAAAAGAGACUCUUGAACGUGCGAUAAAACUUGUAGAAUCAACGCCAAGAUGGGGAGCUCGAGUGGUUUAUGGAGAUACUGAUUCUCUUUUCAUCCUUGUACCUGGAAAAUCGAAAGACGAUGCUUUCAAAAUUGGUAAUGAAAUUGCUGAUGCCGUUACAGCGUCUAAUCUUACACCCAUUAAACUCAAGUUUGAAAAAGUUUUGUUCCCAACUAUCUUACAGACAAAAAAACGUUAUUGUGGAUAUAUGUACGAAACUCCAGAUCAAAAAGAGCCAACAUAUUUAGCAAAAGGUAUUGAAACUGUCAGACGAGAUGGAUGUCCUGCUGUUUCAAAGAUUUUAGAAAAAUCACUUCGGAUUUUGUUUGACACAAAAGAUGUUUCUUUGGUUAAGAAAUAUGUCACACGACAACUAGAUAAAGUUUUAAAUGGAAAAGUAUCAAUACAAGACUUGACUUUUGCCAAAGAGUUUCGUGGUUUAAAGGGAUACAAAGAUAAGGCAUGUGUACCAGCACUUGAACUCACACGAAGAUUAAUGAAAAAAGACCCUCGAGCUUGUCCACGUCGAGGGGAACGAGUUCGUUACAUUGUUGUUGCGGGUGCACCAAAUCAAGCUCUAAUUCAUUGUGUUCGUUCACCGUGGGAAUUGAUCAACGAUCCCGGAUUGCGACCCAAUGGCACAUAUUAUGUCACUAGAGUGAUUAUUCCACCACUUAAUCGCUGUUUAAAUUUGAUGGGGGUUGAUGUCAAUGCUUGGUAUAGAGAAAUGCCUCAUCGACAUAUUCUUGACAAUCCAGUGGCGUUGCCGCAUGACCGACAGAAACAAACAAUUUUUCAAUAUUUUGGCACCAUUAUCUGUGCCUCCUGCGGGCGUUCAUCUAACAGAGGCAUUUGUGAUGAAUGCAUUGCUCAUCCUACUGAAACACUUAUCACACUAAAUGAAAAGUUACGGUCUUUAGAAAGAACUAUGGAUCAAGUAACCCGGAUUUGUCAGUCGUGCAUUGGACGAGGAGACAUUGUAGACUGUUGUUCGUUAGAUUGUCCAGUUCUUUAUCGUCGCACACAAACAGAAAAGGAAUUAUCUCAAAGCGUCCAAAUACGUAAAAUCAUCGAAGAAGGUGAUAAUUUUGAAUUUUAAAGAAAGUAAUCAAAAUUUCAAAUAUUUAUAACGUCUUUCAAUUUUUGUGCUUCCCUGAAAAAUUGUAAAGACGUUUAAGAAAAUUUCUAUUGAUGUUAUAGUUUAAUCAUUCCAGCGUUUUUGUUUUUUCGGAAUUGUCCUAUUAGGAAAGCUUUAAUAUGUUUAAAUUAAUAUUAUAUAAAUAUAUUAAAUAACUUAUUUUGUAGAAUCAUCACAUCAUAUAAAAGUAUCCAUUAUUAGUAAUUAUCAGUAACUUGAAAAUCAUUAUAAUUAUCAGAUAGAGUAAAUUUUUUUCAUUAACAAAAAAGAGAACAUGACAAUUAUAACAAAGUAAAAGAAAAGUAUUAUUUUCAAUAAAUCAAAAUUUUUUCGUAUAUUUGUUUUUAUAUUAAUAAAUUUCAUAAAUGAAAUCAUGAUAUCUGAUGUUCUUAUAUGACGUGACAUAAGGCAAUAUUUGUAUAUAUUUUUUCAUAGUUAAUCAAGGGAUCACCUAAUUGUUCUACAUUAAUAUUAAUUAAUAAUUUUCUCUGAUAAAAUUUAGUACAUCUAUUUUCUCAUUUUCAUUUGUUGUAUAAAACUCAACAAUCACCAAAGUCAGAAUUUAUGAUGUGCAUGUUGCUGAUAUAAACAAAACUAAUUAAUUCGUAUUACAUAAACUUUUCUUAUGAAUUUUAUAAAUAUACAUACAUAUAUAUAUAUAUAUAUAUAUUUUCUUUUUUAACUGAGCAAUACGUAAAUAAUUCAAUACUUAUACUACACUUCCGAAGUUCCAAAGGCUUGUAUAUUUGUAAAAAAAAUCAAGUAAUACAAAAAAAAAAAAAAACAAAAAAUGAAAGGCAAUAGACUCAAUAAAUCAUUAGAUCAUUCAUCGAAUUAAUUAGUAAGCGGGACAAGUAAUUUUUAAGAUUAAAAAAUGUUAAAAAUUCACUUGUCUUUGUCAAAAGUAAGAUGUAAAAUAAUUUCACGGUAUUACCUCUGCUAUUAUAAAUAAUUAUUAAGGGGAUACCGUUUCCAAGUGCCAUUGUUCUUUAUUGUUAGUUCCUCAGAGGUACUUACCGAAUUAAUAUAAAAAAGGUUUGAUAUAAUUUCAUAAAUAUAUCAUUAAUUUAUACCAACUUCAUGAAAAUAUACUAAGUAUAAACAUAUAAAGUCCAUAAAAAAAAUAUAAAUGUAACAACCCAUUUAGAUUUUUACCGCCGGCGGUUCUCAAAAUUAUAGGAAAGUAAAAAAUAAAAAUUGUAUCGAGUGUAAAUACAUAUACAUAUAAAUCUAUAUAUAUAUAUAUAUUGCAUUUAAUGUAAAAAAAAAACUUAAGUCUGCAUAUUAGAUACUAAUAAUAAUGAU